GUCCAAGGGGGAAGAAAGGAGAGUCUGGAACAGGAGGCAAAAUGGGGACAUUGGGAAAGAGGGGGUUCACUGGGUCUCCAGGAGGUAAAGGCAGAUCUGGGCCUGUUGGUGCCCCUGGAGAGAAAGGUGGUAAAGGAAUAGAAGGGCCAAAGGGAUCGCAUGGCAGCCCAGGAAAGAGGGGAGGCAGGGGAGUUAGAGGCAAACCAGGAGAAGAAGGCCCAUUGGGACCAGAUGGACCAGUUGGAAGAUCUGGAAAGCCAGGACUUGCUGGUUUGGAUGGAUUGCUGGGGGUUGAAGGAAAUGAAGGAGAUAAUGGUGAUAUUGGUUACAGAGGAACCCCUGGGAGGCCUGGUCUACCAGGGAAGAUGGGUCAAAGUGGACAACCUGGAUUGAGUGGUGGUCACGGAGCACCAGGGUCAAAGGGUAAUCUUGGAUCAAAAGGAAAACGAGGACCUGCAGGGCCAAUGGGGCCAAGGGGUAUGCCAGGGUUUGGAGGAGCAAAGGGGAAGUUUGGCCAGCAUGGAUCAAAGGGUCAGGCAGGCGGCAGAGGCCUGCAGGGACAUAUUGGACCACGAGGAAUCAAAGGGAAUCCAGGACUGCCGGGGAAUAACGGGCGGCUAGGCCCAAAAGGCAUACAGGGAGACAUUGGUCCUCGUGGUCCACCUGGGAAAAAGGGCUUCCCUGGUCUACCUGGUCUCUUUGGAAAUAGGGGAAUGAAGGGGAUACAAGGAAUGCCUGGAGUUAAGGGACUGAAAGGAGUGCGUGGACAACCAGGAAAACCAGGUCCUCCUGGUCGUCCAGGAAACAGGCGACCUGGAGCCCUUGGUAAAAGAAGAGGAUCCAAAAAACAAACACGGGCCAUGACCAGGAGAACGCUUACCUCACUGCCUGACCAGAACCCAAGCAGCUCCAUCAGCUGGCCUCAAGGCAGCAAAGACAGCCCUGCAACCACCUGCCACGAGCUGGGGCUGAUUCGUCCACACCUGCAGGAUGGAUACUUCUACAUGGACCCUAACCAGGGCUGCCCAUUUGAUGCCGUGCAAGUCUUCUGUAACUUCACUGCAGGAGGGAUGACCUGUAUACCUCCUGUCCAGUCACAGAUAAUAGGAAAAUGGGAACCAGAAAAAAACAUGUCAAAAAAGUAUAUCCAGUGGUUUAGCCAGCUUGAUGGUGGCUAUAAGUCGGAGUAUGCUGGUCUUGAUGUGGUCCAGCUCCGAUUUCUACGGUUACACAGCCACUCUGCCUCUCAGCACCUGACCAUCGCCUGCCCGUUUAACCACAAUAGUAGAGAAAUCAGGAAAAAUGCAACAAGCAGGGUUCUUCACUUUCUGGGUGACUCUGGUGGGGAGAUUGGUUCAAGCUAUAUGACAGUAUCGAAGAAUGGUUGUGAAGUGGAGGUGGAGGUACGAGUGAGGGGAAGCACAGAGAUCCACAGAGGGGACAUGGAGCUGCUGCCCCUCAGGGAUGUCCGUAUGGAGGGAAGGGGAGACCACUGGGACACAGACCUCAGAGCUGUCCUGGGACCUUUGUGCUUUUUGUAGCCUCAGCUUAUCCAUAGAGAAGCAGCACGCUCUGACCAGUGUAUGGGUCAAGAACAUUUGGGUGCAAUUCCUCUUCAGGACAAAAGAAAGAGAUAUCAUCAUGUUGUGUGAUCGCUGUAGCAUUUGUGUAAUUGUGAUAAAAACUAGUGCUAUAUAAUAAAAUGUAGUUUUAGAGUUAUUUGUUAAUCUUAUCAUGUGUCUUUUAUAAAGAAAAAUAUAAAGCUGUUGUGUUUAUCUCCCGCAUUUCUAUUUUUUUGAAUGAUUGAUUUUUCUUAGUGAUGUACUGUGUAUAUAUAUGCUUCAGAUUAGAUUCAUGUGGAUGUUGUAUUUAAUUGUUAAGCUUUUGUAAGUAUGUCUUUGCUAUUAUUUGAUGUCUUGUUUUUUAUUCCUGUCGACUAAUACCUGAAGUCUUGAUGAACACCGAUAUCUGGAUGGUCUAAACUUCAAAUUGUUAUAAAUUGAAAUGUUACUUCAGUUUACAUUACAAUAACUUGAGCACACAUUUUAUGGUUUAUACCUCAAAUGCAGUAAACAGUAGUACACCCUGUUGUCACAAAUGGAAUUAACCGAAAUAUGUGCAAUGAAUUAUAUAAAUGGUUUUCGUAAGAUGAUGGAAAACUGUUGUAGUAGGCUGCUGUAUUUAUUACAGAACAUAAUUUGCAGGACAAUAAACCCAUGCUGGGUAAAACUGUUGUUCAUACAGACAGUGUGCAGUAGGUUACACAUUCAUACAUUGAGGACUUAUGUGUAGGAAUGUGUUCUCUCUUGUGGUGUCACUUCCCCAUUACUCAUCCUCUCCUACCAUGCUUUUUGACCAGGGGUACUCAACUUCUAUUUGAGAAGGUCCGGUCACACACAUCGGUCACACACAUUUCCUAGGCUGCAGUUUUUAAACUAAUUUCCUGCAAUUCUACACAUUAUGCCUCCUGUGUUCAUAUGAUACCUGAGUGAGUCAACAAAAUCAAUGUGGUCCCCCUGGGGGUCAAGGACCCCAUGGGCACAAUCUGGCCAUGAUAACUACAAGGUUUAAAUAGCUGAUUAGCCUAAUUUACCUAACAUGGGCUAGUAGUUGAUCAACUGGACAUUUCUGACAGGUUAUAUACUGUAGUUUACAAAGACUGUUGUUUAACAUUCUGUUAUCAAUGUUCUCUCUCACCAUUCUCCAUGGUCAACAUAACUUCGGUGACAUUUUGCCUAAAGCUAUGGAGGACAGUAUCAGUGUGUCUUCUGACUGAGGUUUCUUACAUGGACAGCUUGGCACAGAAAAUAAAAUGUAAUUUCCCAAAUUGCUCGAAAGCCAUGUAGACAGAUUUAAUUCACCAUGCUAUAGCACAUGUUCACCAUUAUACCAGCGUGGUCUCAUAGAUUAAACGUAAUAUAGUAAACGUAAAUCCAGGAAACUGACAACAGUAUUAUAUGUUACAUUUGGUAUGGUUACAUGAGACAGAAGCUUACAUAAGGCAAAAAUGAUAGAUACAAAGCAAACGUCUAAAUCAAAUCAAAUGUAUUUAUAUAGCCCUUCGUACAUCAGCUGAUAUCUCAAAGUGUUGUACAGAAACCCAGCCUAAAACCCCAAACAGCAAACAAU
Molecule: messenger RNA, 3129 nt
Organism: Oncorhynchus gorbuscha (pink salmon)
Lineage: Eukaryota; Metazoa; Chordata; Actinopteri; Salmoniformes; Salmonidae
Product: collagen alpha-1(I) chain-like
Exons: 20
Coding region: 42-1541 (499 amino acids)
Molecular function (GO): extracellular matrix structural constituent
Source: RefSeq, a predicted model, not a curated record